Messenger RNA from Brassica rapa (field mustard), 6821 nucleotides. RefSeq lists its product as uncharacterized. The record is from RefSeq and is a predicted model, not a curated record. Gene Ontology annotation, molecular function: zinc ion binding; nucleic acid binding. NCBI's taxonomy places the organism in Eukaryota, Viridiplantae, Streptophyta, Magnoliopsida, Brassicales, Brassicaceae.
CAGGUUUCGAAGAUUGUUUACAAGAGAAGUUGUAACUCGAUCAAAACAUGGGAGACAAUAACAAUUCUCAAGGACGUGAUAAAGGUCUUGAGAUGAAGAAGGACAUACGAUGUCUGAUGCUAUCAUCAACGAACUACACUGUAUGGUCGAUGCGAAUGAAAGUGAUGCUUCGUCUGUACGAAGUUUGGGAUACGAUUGAUCUAGGGAGUAACGAUGCAAAGAAGAACAAUAUGGCGAUUGCUCUAAUCUUUCAAUCCGUCCCGGAGGCGCUAAUACUUCAGAUUGGAGAACAUGAUACAUCGAAGAAGAUUUGGGUAGCUAUCAAAUCCCGUAACCUAGGUGCUGAUCGCGUGAGAGAAGUAAGGUUACAGACUUUGAUGUCUGAGUUCGACAAACUGAAGAUGACAGACACAGACACGGUGGAUGACUACGCAGGAAAACUUUCAGGCUUAGCAUCGAGAGCAGCCGCGUUAGGAGAGAUAAUGGAAGAAUCGAAGAUGGUAAAGAAGUUUCUGAAGGGACUUCCAAGAACGAAGUUCAUUCACAUCGUAGCUUCGUUAGAACAAGUGCUGGAUCUAAAUUCAACGGGGUUCGAAGACAUUGUUGGGAGAUUGAAAGCUUUCAAAGAACGCAUAAAAGAAGAAACCCAAGAUGAAGAUCAAUCGAAGCUAAUGUUUGUAAAGAAUGAUACGCAAGUUCGUGGAAGCCAUAAAAACUCGCGAGGAAGAGGCAGAGAUAGAGGUUAUGGUGGAAGAGGAAGGGGACGAGGAAGGUCUUCUGGUUCUGAUGGUCAUAACAAAGAAGGAGAAGCUUCGGACAAGACCAAGAAGGACUACUCUAAAGUUAAAUGUUGGAGAUGCGACAAGAUGGGGCACUUUGUGUCACAUUGUCCUACACGACCAAGAGAAGAAGCUAACCUAACAGAAACACAAGAAGAAGAUGCAUUAUAUAUGCAUGAAGUAGUAUUCCUCAACGAAGAGAGAGUGUUUCCUAAGAGGUUUGAUUAAUGCGAUGGAAAUACGAGUAUAUGGUACCUUGACAAUGGUGCGAGUAACCAUAAGAAAGGCAAGAGAAAGUUCUUCUCAAACCUAGAUGAGAGCAUCAAAGGCAAAGUCAAAUUCGGUGAUGGAUCAAACGUCGAGAUUGUUGGGAAAGGUUCGAUCAUGUUCAUCGGAAAAACAGGAGAGAGAUGAGCACUCAAAGAUAUCUACUACAUCCCAAGUCUUAAACACAAUAUCAUAAGUCUUGGACAAGCAACCGAGAUGGGUCGUGAGGUUAAUAUGAAAGAAGACUUACUGAUGCUGAAAGAUCCACGUGGAAGGAUAUUAGUACAUGUCGCAAGGCAACUAAACCGAUUGUACAAGACGCCAAUGGAGGUUGAAUAUCCGAAGUGUCUUCAAAUACAAGAAACUGAUGUUCCAUGGAUGUGGCAUCCACGGCUGGGGCAUGUGAACUUUGAAGUCAUGAAGAAUAUGGUAGACAAGGAGAUGGUAGUAGGGAUGCCUCAGGUGAUACACGAGAAAGAUGUGUGCAGCGCCUGCUUAGUUGGGAAGAAAACUUGGAAGUCUUUCCCGCCUAUAGCAAAGUAUCGAGCAUCACAAGCAUUGGAGUUGGUACAUGGUGACUUGUGCGGUCCGAUAUCACCAUCAACACCAGCAAACAAUAGAUAUGUAUUUGUCUUAAUUGAUGAUUACUCAAGAUAUAUGUGGACGAUGCUGCUAAGAGAGAAGAGUGAAGUGUUCGAUCGGUUCAAAAAGUUCAAGGACUACGUGGAGAAUCAAACGAAGCUACAACUCAAGACUUUUCGCACCGAUAGAGGAGGAGAGUUCACAUCUUCUGUGUUCAUUAAUUUUUGUGAAGAAAAUGGUGUAACUAGACAUCUCACCGCACCGUAUACACCGCAACAAAACGGUGUGGUUGAGAGAAGAAAUAGAACACUAAUGGAGAUGACUAGAAGUUUGAUGAAAGAUAUGAAGAUACCUAAUCAGCUAUGGGGAGAAGCAGUACGUCAUUCAAUGUAUCUCAUAAACUGCAUUGCUACAAAGGCUUUGGAAAACAAAACUCCAUAUGAAGGCUUGUAUGUUAAGAAACCGAACAUAGAGCAUCUAAGGGUCUUUGGAUGUGUAGCUUUUGCAAAAAUCAACAGUCCUCAUCUCAAGAAGCUGGAUGAUCGAUCAAGGAUGGUGAUCAACCUAGGCACAGAGCCCGGCUCAAAAGCUUACAUGCUCUAUGAUCCGGUCGCGAAGAAGAUAGUUGUUAGUAGAGAUGUAAUCUUUGACGAGAAGAAAAGUUGGGAUUGGUUCACACUAUCAACAAACGUAGACGAAGAACCAGGAUCAUUCAAGCUUCCUCAUAUUGAUGUUACAGAAGAAGGAGAUGGUGAUGAGCAUCAAGAUCACCAACACCACGAAGAGCAAAACAAUAAUGAAGAAGAAGAAGUUGUAGACAUAGUUGAACAAGAGCAAGUAGCAGAGAACAACGAUGCAAACCAAGACCAGCAUGUAACAUCAAGAUAUGGUCGUAACAUCAGAAAACCAAAGCGGUUCGAUGAUUACAUCCUACUCGCUGAAGUUGAAGGUGGAAGACUCUUGCUCACCAUCGAUGGUGAACCAGAAAGUUACAUCGAAGCUGCAGUGAUACAAGCUUGGAUCGAUGCAAUGAAGGCAGAGAUCGAAUCUAUCAUCAAAAACAAGACCUGGAAGCUCGUCAAGAAGCCGGCAGGUGUGAAACCGAUAGGUUUGAAGUGGAUAUAUAAGAUCAAGAGGAAUGCAGAUGGAACGGUGAUCAAAUAAAAAGCAAGGCUAGUUGCAAAAGGCUACGUGCAACAACAAGGCAUAGACUUUGAAGAAGUGUUUGCACCAGUUGUUCGGAUAGAAACCAUAUGACUACUCUUGGAUUUAGCAGCAACUAAUGGAUGGGAGAUCCAUCACUUAGAUGUGAAAACUGCGUUCCUGAAAGGAGACUUAAAUGAAGAUGUAUAUGUGACUCAACUAGAAGGCUUUGUGGAGAAAGGAAAGGAGGAUCAUGUGUACAAACUUAGCAAAUCACUAUACGGUUUGCGUCAAGCUCUGAGAGCUUGGAACAUCAAACUUGACCGUGUUCUCAAGGAGAUGGAGUUCACGAAGUGCACCAAGGAACCUGCAGUAUAUCAAAAGAAAGAGAAGGGGGAGCUUCUGAUCAUAGCUAUAUACGUUGAUGACUUGUUUGUAACAGGGUCUUCACUCAAUGUUAUCAAGCAAUUCAAAGAUGAUAUGUCAAGAAGAUUUGAGAUGUCAGACCUCGGGAAGCUUACAUACUAUCUUGGUAUAGAAGUAACGCAAGGAGCUGAUGGCAUUCACAUCAAACACAAAAGAUACACACAAGGUAUACUUGUCAAGACGAAGAUGGAGUCAUGUAACUAUACUCAUGUUCCGAUGCACACGAGUUUGAAAGUAUCAAAGGCAUAGGAGGAGCCUGAGAUUGAUGCAACAUCAUAUCGAAGCAUCAUAGGAUGCUUAAGGUAUCUUCUUCAUACACGACCUGACUUGGCGUUUUUGGUUGGUGUAUUAAGCAGAUAUAUGCAGAGUCCAAGAGAGAGUCAUGGAGAAGCAGUGAAAAACCUACUACGAUACAUAAAGGGUACCACAGCGUAUGGUCUCUUCUUCAAACGGGAUGGAACAACGGAGAUUACAGGUUACAGUGACAACAGCCAUAACAUAGACGUUAAUGAUGGAAUAAGCACUACAGGGUUUAUGUUCUACCUAGGAACAUCGCCGAUCACGUGGACAUCGUGCAAGCAACCCAGAGUGGCACUCUCUUCAUGUGAGGCGGAGUUCAUGGCAGCUACGGAAGCUUCAAAACAAGAAAUAUGGUUAAAAGAGUUGAUGGUCGAGAUCAUGAAUAAGGAAGACAAGAAGGUCGUGUUAAAGAUUGACAACAAGUCAGGGAUAGCCCUCACCAAGAACCCGGUGUUUCACGGUAGAAGCAAAUACAUACUCUUGAAGUACCAUUUGAUUCGAGAAUGUGUGGAGUUCGACUUUAUCGAAGUGAAGCACGUACCAUACUCACUAAACCAUUGGCAAGGAUCAAGUUCGAAGCAAUGCGCAAGUUCAUCGGAGUUCAGAAGAUCAACAUACCUAAGAUUCAUGUUGGAAUUAAGGGGGAGAAUGUUGGAUAAUUUCAGUUAACUUGAGGAGCAAGUUAACUCAUUAAAGUGGAGUUUGAUGGGUUAAGGAAAAAGGUAAACAUAUCGAGCUUAGGAAUGUUUCCAUAUUAUUAUUAGGAAAAGAUGUAGCUUCGCCCUUAGGAAAAGCUGUAGCUUCUUCCUAUAUAAAGAGUUCUCAUGGAGAGAUGUUCCAUCAAGAGAAACACAUUGAAAGGUUUAGUUUUGAGAGAGUUUCUAAAUCUAAUAAGAAGUGCUAGUUCUUAUAAUCUUUGUGUUUGUGAAAUUUUUGGGAUUUAUUAAAUCCAUGUCCAACUCUAUAUUGUUUGAUUAGUACGAUAUUGUCCACAUUGGGCCUUAGGAAAGACCGCAUGGUUUUACUUUUGGUUUCCUUCCCAAAAAGCCUCGUACUAUUAGAGUUGGACAUCUCUUUAUAUAUUAGACACUCCUUGUUAAACUUCCAAUGUGGGACUUGGAUUGACAUCUCUCAUUCUCCCCCUCAAGCCAUGGACCACACACCUUGUGUCCUUUCCUCUAGCUAAUCAUCUCGGUGCCUUGUCGCAUCUUCGACAUUCGACACUCUUAGUCGCAAGGUUACUUUGAGUUGCUUUGAGAAUGUUCUUCCCACAAUUCCAUGAUCUUCUAACUAAUCUCUGCCGAACCUCCCUUUCCACCUUAAAGGGUCUCAUUCCUACUCGAAGAGUAUUUUGGUCUUCUUGCAGAUUUCUCGUCAACCGCUCUGAUACCAAUUGUUAGGAUUUAUUAAAUCCAUGUCCAACUCUAUAUUGUUUGAUUAGUACGAUAUUGUCCACUUUGGGCCUUAGGCAAGCCCACAUGGGUUUACUUUUGGUUUCCUUCCCAAAAGGCCUCGUACUAUUAGAGUUGGACAUCUAUUUAUAUAUUAGACACUCCUUGUCUAAAAUUCCAAUGUGGGACUUGGAUUGACAUCUCUCAGUACAUACCACCACUAAUGCUGCUCUUACACUUAAUGAAAACUAGAUUUUGACCCGCGCGCCCGCGCGGAUUUUGGACUUUUUAUAUAAAUUAUUUAAUAACAUUUUUAAACACGUAAUUUAUUUAGGUAUUUUUAGAUUCCUACAAAUCUAUCCGGACCGAGAAUUUUCUGAUUUAAAUUCCUUCCAGAUAUUUAUAUAUAUGUUCAAUAUUUAUUUAAUUUUAGAACCUUAAACACUGUCGAAAAAAACGAAUCGUACUCGAAUGGAUACUUGGAGUUCCAUGUCUAAUUGAUUCUGUAAACAAAUAAGUAAUCAUUUAUUUUUAUCACGAAUGAAACAAUAUUGUUACUUUUUUAUCGAAACUUUUAUAACUUGUGCAGCUUUUUUAUGAAAUUGUACUAAUCAUAUAUUAACCAAUUUCUUUUUGUUAAUUAAUUUCAAAAUCCAACAAGAUAUUUAAAAUUUUAAUUUAAAAAAAAAUAUAGUAUGAAUUAUUAUUAAUUACAUUAAUUUUUGAAUAUUUUAUCCUAUAAAUGUCUAUAUGUGACUAAACAAAACAAAAUAAUACUAUAUUUCAAAAUAUUUUUUUAUCUUAUAUAUUAAAACAGAAGUCACAACCUUGAUUCAUGUGUGAUUUUUAUAAAAAUGGACCUAAUGGACAUACUCCUAGAAAGUCAUGUUAUAUUUAAUGUUUAAUCUUAUCAUUUAAAUUUUGGACCUACCAGAAAUUUUUAUUGGGCUAUCAAUAAUUGGAUUUAAACAAUAGAUGACUCAUUGGAUUUAUAGAUAGUAUAAGAGAACAAAUUUUUUAAAUGAGAAUAUUAAGUUGGAAUUGCCGAGGAAUGGGUAGUAAGUGGACUAUAAGCUAUUUGUGCGAGAGAAGACAUAAACAUAAACAUAAACCGGACUUUUUAUUUUUAUCAGAAACAAAACAAGGAUCAGAGUUUGUCCAAAAGUUUCAAGCGCAUUUUGGUUAUGAUAAUUUGGUCACAGUGGAUCUAGUGGGAAGAAGUGGGGGAUUAACGCUUUUUUACAAUAAUGAGUAUCAAGUUAAUGUAUUAUAUUCUAGCAACCGGAUGAUUGAUGUGGAAGCGGAGGCUCUACGCAAAAAGGUCUAUCUUACUUUUGUAUAUGGGGAUCUAGUUCAAGAAAUGAGGGAACUAGUGUGGGAGCGUUUAACUAGAUAUGGUAUGGCGCGAUCCGUAACCUGGUUCAUUAUUGGCGAUCUAAAUGAGAUUACUGGAAAUCAUGAAAAAGAAGGAAGAUCUAUAAGGAGUGCAGAUUCAUUUAUCCCUUUUUAAUAACAUGAUACGAAAUAGUGGUUUAUUAGAAUUUUCAGCUCGGGGAAAUAAAAUGUCAUGGCAAGGGAGAAGAGGAAAAGGGAAAGGGGCGGUGAUGGUCCGAUGUCGUUUGGAUCGUGAUUUAGCAAAUGAAGAGUGGCAUACGCUAUUUCCCUGCUCUUUUACAGAGUAUCUGGGAUGGUGGCUUAUGAUCAUCGACCAGUGGUGGCUUAUCUAGAGGAUAAAGUUCCCAGGAGGAACAGACAAUUUCGGUUCGAUAAGAGAUGGAUUGGACAAGCGGGUCUACUGGAUUCGAUUACAACGGGUUGGGCAGAAUCCAACGAAGGAAGAGUAGACGGGAGAACAUAGGGUAUUGUGGAAAAAAUUAGUAAUUGUCGCCUUGAAAAUGCUAAGUGGCUGAAAACUAAUCCACCUUAUGGAAAA